Molecule: messenger RNA, 2910 nt
Organism: Cylindrotheca closterium
Lineage: Eukaryota; Bacillariophyta; Bacillariophyceae; Bacillariales; Bacillariaceae
Source: the annotation of a GenBank genome assembly
AUGAAAUUGGCGUCACCAUCAAGGUCACUGCUGCUUUGUCUGAUAAUAAUUUUCUUCACUUCUUGUUUCACUUCAGAAGUCCAAUCACAACCUGUUCUGAAUACACUCAGAGAUUAUGACUUGGCAAGAUCACAAGCAUUAGAGGCGACGCGCAUUCAGUCCAUCACUGUAUCCGAUGGAGUACCAUAUGCAGAUAUUGCCAUGCUGAUUCCCUUCUCGAUCAUCGGAGACAAUGGAAGACAAGCGGUGAAAGAAGGUGGUUAUCAGGGAAUGGCAGCUGUCUUGCUCGCAUUGGAACACUUGAAUACAGGAAAUGGAACCUUGGUGAAAGAAGUCGGAGGACUUGACGAGCGAUGUAACAUUAAGUUUACAACUGAAGUCAGGGAUACAACACGAUCUGAAAUGGAAUCGCUGAAUCAUGCAGUCGAGAUGACCAGUCGAGAUGAGGCGACAGAGCUCCCGACGGCAUUCGUCGGUGCCUUUCGGUCGGCCGUCAGUAUCGCGACAUCCUUGGUAACAGGGCUGCGAGGGAUUCCACAGAUAUCUCCGAUUUCGACUAGUUCUCAGCUGGACAAUGUUGCUCAAUUUCCCUUGUUUGGGCGAACGGUUCCAUCAGAUGAUGGUACUGCUGUGCCGGCCAUUAAGUAUUUGCGUCAAAAGUUGAAAGUGCGAUAUUUGGCCAUUCUUCAUAUCAAUGAUAGUUAUGGGAACGCCUAUGCUGCCGGGAUGCAGCGAGCGGCGGCUCUGUAUGCUCCGGAUAUGACGAUUCAAGCCUUUGACCUUCCAUUGACACUCACAGCAGAAACUGUGGAAAGCGCCAUUGCCGUUUUGAAGAGUACAGGUUACCAAUAUUUCUUUGGAAUUUUCUUUACGCGCCAAUACGAAAUGGUCAUGACAGAGGCUUAUGCUCAGGGGAUUGCUGGGGAUGGAAAACAUAAUUGGAUGUUUAGCGAUGCCGUGUCCACCAUCGUCACGCUCGAGGGGUUUGUCGCCGACUCGCCACUUCACUUGGCGACGCAAGGGGCGGUUCAGAUUUCAGCCGUUGGUGGAGUGCCUGGUCGAGAUGAAAGAUAUGAUCUAUUUUUACGUGCCAUGAGAGAUCUAAAUAAUCCGGUCGACAUUGCGACACUGCAAUCUUACCAUCCAAUCUACCCUGACGAACCAGAAUACUCCACCUACACCAUCGAGGAGGAUCCUAAUGGAUUUUUUGAUCUUAUGACCAUUGGAUUGGUCCCUUUUCUAUAUGAUGCGGCGAUUGCGCUUGGGUUGGCGGCAUGCAAUAUAGAAAACGACGAAAAUGAGUACUUUGAUGGAUAUCAGCAUUUUGAGAAAUUCAAGGAGACCGAAUUCCAAGGCGCCAGUGGUAACAAUCGCUUCGACCCAGAAACUGGGACGCGAUUAGCAGAUUCGGCUCGGUUCUCCCUUACGAACUUUGUACACGUGGGCACCAUUGCGGACACUGCUUCGUUCAACAAUGUGGAAACUGACAUUUUUCAAGAUGGGGAAUGGAUAUCUGUCAAGAGCCGUAUAUUCAAUGAUGGAACCACGAUUCCGCCGCCGGGUCUUCCUCCUGUGGUUCCAGCCAAUCUUUACAUAGGAAGAAGCUUGCGAAGUGUUGGUCUUGUUCUUGCAGGUGCUAUCUUGACGCUUUCGAUUGGAUUCACAAUAUGGAUGGUGAGAUAUCGAAAGACUCGAGUGGUGAAAGCAAGUCAGCCAAUUUUUCUUGGAAUAAUUGCGUUGGGAUGCUUUCUGAUGGGCACAUCGAUCGUCUUUUUGAGUCUAGACGACGAGGUGGUAUCCGCCGAAACUUGUUCUGCCUUUUGUAUAUUGACUCCUUGGUUCUUCAGUUUUGGUUGGGUCCUUUCUUUUUCGGCUCUCUUUGCCAAGACACAGAGAGUGAAUAAAAUCUUCCACAGUCCAAAGUUUCAUCGAAUGAAGGUGACUGUCAAAGAUGUCAUGGCGCCCAUGAUUGUACUUCAGACUCUGUCGAAUUUGAUAUUAAUUCUUUGGUACAUUUAUGCGAAACCAAUGUGGAUUCGAGAGACCACCAAAGAAGAUUCAUUUGGACGAGAAAUCGAGACCAGGGCAUUUUGCAGCUACGCAGGAUCGAUAGGCUUUGCAGUUUCGCUGGGCACCUUGCUUCUGGGAGUUUUAGGUUACACACUUCAACAAGCCUAUGCCGCGCGCAACGUGUCUACGGAAUUCGCUGAAACAGAGUACAUAUUCUUGGCUCUUGCAGCAUUGCUGCUGGUCAGUUUUGUUGGCUUUCCGGUUUUGGUCAUUGCCAAAGACGAUACUCAGGCCCGAUUCUAUGUUUCAGCUGCCAUCAUUGCAGUAACCUCCCUAUCCAUUCUCUUGCUAAUAUUUGUUCCAAAGAUUGCUGCUAAGAAACGAAGAAGGAGGGCAUCCAGCGCCGGAGUACUUGAAUUUACAAGCCGAACUGGGAGUCGAAAGUUCAAGAUUUCGGGGUUGCACCCGAGAAGGAAUUCCCAUAUCGGUGGUGGAUUUCAAGAACCACCGAAGAUCGAACAAGAAAUCCUAGAGAGCGGAGAUAAUGAUUCUUCCAGUGAUAGUGAUGAUGAUAAAGAAGGUGUUGCUGUAGUGCAGCAUCCGAGAGCAGCGGAAAAGCUGAAGGAAACCGUGGAGGAACUUCAAAGCUGGAACACCAAGUUAAUUGCUCAAGUAGCAAGACUCGAAGCACUGCACCGAAAGACGCAUGCAAGAUUGAACAUGGCCACCAGACCACAUGACUCGGCCAACCUUGGUGAAUCGUCGUCCACCAUUCGUCAUCCAUUUGAUGAUAGCGCACGAAGCAGGGGACCUUCGUUUGAUCAGAGCAUCAAACCAGUUCCCAACGAAGACGUCGAGAACAAAACGCCGAGCUUACAAGAAGCAGUCAAAGAUGUGUAA